Eptesicus fuscus (big brown bat) is the source of this 2859-nucleotide messenger RNA. It is a transcript of the gene ZNF18, whose product is annotated as zinc finger protein 18. Gene Ontology annotation, molecular function: DNA-binding transcription factor activity, RNA polymerase II-specific; RNA polymerase II cis-regulatory region sequence-specific DNA binding. Bases 801 to 2363 code for a protein of 520 amino acids. The transcript is spliced from 8 exons. The record is from RefSeq and is a predicted model, not a curated record. Lineage: Eukaryota; Metazoa; Chordata; Mammalia; Chiroptera; Vespertilionidae. Gene Ontology annotation, biological process: regulation of transcription by RNA polymerase II.
GGUCUGUGAGUGCACUCCGGGCGGUGAGACGCCGGUACCCCGGCCCGGCUCUCGGUCCUGGAGCCUGUGGGCCCCUCUGGACUCUCCAGCCACGUGCCUAGACUGGGAUCGAAGACGGGCCCCGGCUUCCAGUCUUCCCCCAAAGGCUGGGAAUGAACCUCAGGCAGAGGGAACCCCGACGGGCUGGUGAUGCCCGAGUCGGCCCUCGGUGCUGUCGGAGUGGGGGCCGGAGCGUGGAGAACACUUGGUAGCAUUGCCCAGCGCCUUUUAGGGCUGGAGCAACCCCGGUCUCCAGGCCGCUAAAAGCCGUUUUUGACAACCCCAAACCCGCCCCCACGAAUUUCCAAACGUUGGCAUCUCCUCCCCAAAGCACAGGCAUCAGAGCUUCCUGGGGUUAAAUUUGGCUGCCUCUGGGGACCUCAGAGGUUCCUAAUCUAUACACUUUAUACUUACCUUGCAGGGUAAUUGUGAGGUUAGAAAUGACAUGAACAGGGCCUAACACGGAGCUGACACAUUCCUCAAGUCACCUGUUAAAAGAAAGAAAACGUUACUCAAGAUACUUGUCGGAGACGGGCAUUGAUGUCCUUGUUCAGCUUCAUUUUCCCGUCUGCUGACAUGUGGGUGCAGAUCGAGAAGUGUUUUGCAGAAGAGCUGUUUACCUGGAAACCCGUAGUGAAGCUGCUUCAGCACUGGAUCUCACGCCCUCUCGUGUUCCUGUGCGAGGCUCUGUGAAGACCUGGUUCUCCCCAGAGACAACUUCAUCCCAGAAGAACUUCACCUGGAAGGACGUGGCAGGCCUGAUGAUGCCUGUUGAGCAGGGGCAGGCCCUAGUCCUACUGCCACCGCCGGCAAAGGACCCCCCGUACUCUGGACCAGAUGCUGCCCCUCCAGGGGAGCCCUCCAGCCCUGAGGCUGCACGCCAGCUUUUCAGGCAGUUUCGUUACCAGGUGAUGUCUGGGCCCCAGGAAACCCUGAGACAACUUCGGCAGCUCUGUUUCCAGUGGCUGCAGCCAGAGGUUCACACCAAGGAACAGAUCUUAGAGCUCCUCAUGUUGGAGCAGUUCCUGACCAUUCUGCCCGGGGAGAUUCAGAUGUGGGUGCGGACACAGUGUCCUGGCAGCGGAGAGGAGGCAGCGACCCUGGUGGAAAGCUUGAAGGGAGACCCCCGGAAGCUGUGGCAGUGGAUCAGCAUCCAGGUUCUAGGACAGGACACCUUACCCGAGCAGGUGGAGUCUGCAGGCCAAGUGGGGGCAGUGGAGUCUCCUCUUGAAGUGACACCUCAGGAGCUGGGACUUGUGCCUGCUUCCCAGCUUCCUGCCCAGCCUGAGGAGAGGCUCAUCGGAGACCAGGACUUCGGAACCUCCCUUCUCCACACGGCACCUCAGGAGCACUGGAGGCACCUGGAUUCCAUUCAGAAGGAGCAAUACUGGGAUCUCAUGCUGGAGACCUAUGGGAAAAUGGUCUCAGGAGGCAUUUCCAAUUCCAAGCCUGGCCUGACUAAUUCAACAGAGCGUGGGGAAGAACCGGCAGGACUGCGCCUGCAUGUCAGUGAGAAGAUCCUAAGACCCACUUGCAUAGGAGAUAGACAGGAGAAUGACAAAGAGAACCUUAACUUGGAAAAUCACAGGGACCAGGAGCCUCCAGAUGCCCCCCGUCGCACCUCAGAGGAGCCACCUUCUCAGGCGUCCCAGAGUGGCCUCUUCACUGAAGAGGAGCCAAGUCACUUUGGAGAAGAGAAUCUUCCUGAGGCUCAGGAAAGCCUUCCAGGCGAGCAAGUAGAGGAACAGCUCUCUCCUCAAGAAAAGAAUUCUGGGAAGCAGCCAGGCCGUCAUGUGCCUAAUCCUCAUCCAGGGGAACGGUCCGUACCGUGUCUUGAGGGGAAGAAAGAGGCCUCCCCUAAAGGGCAGCUGAGAGCCCCCAUGGUCCAGAAACUGCCCACCUGCAGGGAGUGUGGGAAAACCUUCUACAGGAACUCUCAGCUUGCUUUUCACCAAAGAACUCACACCAGAGAGAAAUACUUCCAUUGCCUCAUCUGCAGAAAAGCCUUCCGGCGGAGUUCAGACUUCGUGAAACAUCAGCGAAUUCACACCGGAGAGAAGCCCUGUAAAUGUGACUACUGUGGGAAAGGCUUCAGUGACUUCUCCAGAUUGCGCCACCACGAGAAAAUUCACACAGGAGAGAAACCCUACAAGUGUCCCAUCUGCGAGAAGAGCUUUAUUCAGAGAUCAAACUUUAAUAGGCAUCAGAGGGUUCACACAGGAGAGAAACCUUACAAAUGUUCCUGCUGCGGGAAAAGUUUCAGCUGGAGUUCUAGCCUUGAUAAACAUCAAAGGACCCACUUAGUAAAGAAGCCCUUUCAGUAGCCAUGCACGCUUAGCCCAUUUCUGUGUCCUGGCCUGUUUGAAACACAUAGCUCCCCAGGAGGAAUUAGUCCCUUAGUGGAUAUCCCUGCUCUCUUAUGCCUGGAUGAGGGAAGGGAGCGUCUGCACAUGAGUUUGGACUUGGAGACUAUGUCGGCCUGUGGAUUGGAUCUCAUGCUGGUUUAAUUUUUUGCUUCUGCAUCAGGAGACGGAAUAGUCUUUGUCUUUUUUCACAUCUCUUUUUGGGAAGAGAUGGGAAAAAACCUAUCGCUUGGAGGUCCCAUUUUAGAAGUGCUACCUGGGAGGAGGUUAACUGGAUUAGCUGCAGUUGCUGUCAUGGGAAGCACCUCGGAUUGGCCCUUUAGAACUGUGGGUCCUGGAGCAGGCCAUCUGUUACAGAAGGGAGGCAUAGAGGACCAGGAGCUCAGUGUGUUCUUUGUCAUAUUGGUCCAAAAUUAAUGUCCUGUCCCUUUUUAAAAAUAAACUUAGUAGAAUCCUA